Lasiosphaeria miniovina is the source of this 2793-nucleotide messenger RNA. RefSeq lists its product as uncharacterized. Gene Ontology annotation, cellular component: cytoplasm; intracellular membrane-bounded organelle; vesicle. Gene Ontology annotation, molecular function: clathrin binding. Gene Ontology annotation, biological process: clathrin-dependent endocytosis; clathrin coat disassembly. The transcript has 2 exons. Lineage: Eukaryota; Fungi; Ascomycota; Sordariomycetes; Sordariales; Lasiosphaeriaceae. The record is from RefSeq and is a predicted model, not a curated record. The coding region runs from base 1 to 2793 and encodes 930 amino acids.
AUGGAUGACUUGUCGGGCCUGAGCUGGUCCGCACCUAAGCCUGAAAGCGCAGCCAAGACUGGAAACGCUGGGCAGUCGCCGUCGCCGAUCCCUUCGAAUAGCUUCUACCCUGCCCUGCGCUCAACCCCAACGCCCUUUGCCUCGGGGCGCAACACGCCUCUGUCAACACAGGGCUCCGGAAAUACUGCUUUCAAGCCGCCAUCCACCGCCAAGCCGGCGCAGGACAGUUUCAGCAAUCUCGUUACUUUUUCUUCGACCAAGUCGGGCGCCAAGCUUUCUCUUCGAGAACAACAAGAGCGAUUGGAGGCCGAGAAGCGCAGAAAGGAGGAGGAAAAAUGCAAGCAGGUGCGCGCGCAAUAUGGGGAUGGCCAAUUCUGGGAUUCUCUUGGCCAAGGUCAAUCGGCAUCACUCAGGACACCUUCUCCCGGGGCACCGCCGGCCGUCAUAGCGAGCAUUCCUGCCGCCCGAAAUGGGAAGCCAGCAGAGUCGGACGAGGACUUAUUUGCGGCGUUUAACUCCAAGACGAAAGUUGACAAUUCUAGCUACUACCCUCCGCCAGCGGCUUCACACACCCCUUCACCAGCAAACGCACCCACCCUCAACUUGAGCAACUCUCAAGCCUGGGCCGGGCCAAUAGCUUCGGCUACUGGUAACUUUGUUGAUGACGAUGAUGAUCCGUUUGGCCUGAGUCAGCUCAAGACCACGGCCGCCGCAUCUCCUGCUCCACCCCUGAGUGACGAUGACGAUCUCUUAGGCGAUUUGGGUAAACCUGUAGACCAGGUCAGGAGACAGGCAGGGCCAUCGUUUUCUAAACAGCCAGAACCAGGCAAGGCCAUUGAGGACUCGUCUUCAGAUUCCGAAGUCGAGCCAGCGGCUACACCCAACGACCCCUUUGAUAACGCUGUCGCCCAACUCGUCGACUAUGGCUUUACCCCCGAGAAUGCUCGGCGAGGCCUAACCGAAAGCGGCGCGGGACUCAAUGUUCAAGCUGCAGUGAAUUGGCUGCUUGACGAUGCCCAUAGACAAGCAAAAGAGAAGGCAAAGGGUCAAAAAGGUUCAGGGGACCAAAACAAAAAUAGCGGUGGCGAGCGAGCCUCGAGUCAGCCUCGGAAUGGCGGCCCGGCCUGGGCAAGGGAUGGGCUCCAAAGCGAUGGGUCGAGAAGCAGAGACAAUCGGUCCCCCGCUUCCGUUGACAGCGACUUUACGAAGACUGCUGCUGCCGUUGGUUCAACCUUUUUGAAGACCGCAAACACCCUCUGGAAAACUAGUCAAAAAAAGGUCCAGAAAGCAGUUUCCGAGUUUCAACAAGAUAGCGAUCCAAGCCAACCGAAAUGGAUGCGGUCGACCCAGCAAGAUCGUACCGGGGGACGGAGCGAGCGACAGCAAGCUGAAGUUACCGACGAAGCUAUGCUAUUGGAAUUAGGUGGGCGACCAGAGCGAAGGGUUGGGAAUGCUGGCUCAGAGGAACGGUCGCCUAAGGACUACCCGCCACGCGACUUAUCGCCAGCUCUACCAAACACGCGGAGAGAGCAAGGAAAUUUGGCGCCAAAGUGGCAGCAGGCUCCCCGUCCAUCAUCUCUAGACCCGCGAUCCCGGCUUAGCAAGCAGGCGGUUGAGGAACAGACGAUGCAGGCCUACGUGAGUCCUGCACGGAGGAAGAAGACGACUCCGCAACCGCCGCCAGAGCCAAGGUGGUCGCCAGAGUCGGAGCCAGAUUUGUUAUUUGGCUCGACCGAAUCUCCCAAACCGCAGUCCCCCACCCCAUCUUUCCCUUCCCUCCCUUCUCGCUCGAUCAAGUCUUCUCCCGCUCCGAGCCCAAAUGUUCGACAGUCCCCUCUUCCAAAUCCAAGGCCUGCCGCGCCUCCCCCUCGCGAAAUACCCAAUGUCUCAGCAAUCGCGCUGCAAAGCUCAACAAAACACCGCCUCGAGGGCACUGCGCAUUUUAAACGCGGCGACUUUGCUGCAGCCCAUGCGUCGUACACUUUCUCUCUUGGCGACAUCCCGCAAACUCACCCUUUGGCAAUUCUACUUCUUUGCAACCGAUCUCUGACCGCUCUCAAAACCGGAGAACCUAGGCAGGCGGUAGAGGACGCUGACUCCGCUCUCCGACUUAUUGGACCGGGCAAGGGUGAAGGCGAGCAUAUAGAACUUUAUGGCGCUGACAACGAGAAGCGAGACAUGCGUGAGCUUUACGGCAAGGCCCUAACACGCAAGGCGGAAGCCUUGGAGCAGAUAGAGAAGUGGGCCGACGCAGGAACUGUCUGGCAAAUGUGUGUCGAAUCGGGACUCGGAGGUCCCACGGCUAUCGCCGGUCGCCAACGUUGCCAAAAAGCCCUUGCUCCAAAGCCAGCGGCGCGACCCCCGCCUCGACGUCCUGCUGCCGCGCCACGUCCAAGGGCAGCGGCGACAAAGAGAAGUGGCGAUUCACAAGCAGUCUUGGAUUUGCGUAAAGCCGAAGAAGCUACCAAACAAGAGGGCAUCGAGAAAUUUGCGCUUGUGGACCAGGUUGAUGCGAAAAUCGCCACCUGGAGAGAUGGCAAGCGGGAUAACCUCCGGGCCCUGUUGAGUAGCCUCGAUAAUAUUCUCUGGGAAGGGAGCGGAUGGAAGAAGGUGGGACUCCAUGAGCUUAUCGUGGCCAGCAAGGUGAAAAUCAUCUAUAUGAAGGCCAUUGCAAAGACGCAUCCUGAUAAAAUCGCGCAAGACUCAAGCACAGAAGUCCGCAUGAUCGCCAGCACCGUCUUUAGCACGCUCAACGAAGCGUGGGACAAGUUCAAGUCGGAAAAUGGCCUAUGA